AUGCCACAGGGAAACCAAAGCCACAUCAAUGAAUUCCUCCUUCUGGGACUAAGCAGUGACCCCAAACAGCAGGUGUGGCUCUUUGCAAUCUUCCUGGCCAUGUACUUGGUCAAUGUGGUUGGCAAGUCAGUGAUCAUUUCAGCCCUCCAGAGAGAAACCCGUCUCCACACUCCCAUGUACUUCUUCCUUUCCAACCUAUCUUUCGUGGACAUCUGCUUUACCAAUGUCAUUGUGCCUACGAUGCUGGCAAACAUGGUGAGCAAGAGCAAAAAUGUCCCCUUUGCCCAGUGCCUCACCCAGAUGUAUUUCUUUGUGACCUGUGCAAUUACAGACAGCUUCCUCCUGGCUGCCAUGGCCAUUGACCGCUACAUGGCCAUCUGUAACCCACUGCAUUAUACCACAACCAUGAGCCCCAGGCGCUGUCUCCUGCUGGUGAUGGCAUCCUGGGUGGUGUCCCACCUCCACUCACUUACCCACACAAUUCUCAUGGCUCGCCUCUCCUUCUGUGGGCCCAACAUCAUCCACCACUUCUUUUGUGAUGUCCAGCCACUGCUAAUACUCUCCUGCUCUGACACCUCUGUCAACGAGCUUUUGGCCUUCACAGAAGGCUCCUUUGUGAUCUUGAGUCCCUUUGCCUUCAUUAUUGUCUCUUAUUUCUACAUUGCCCAUGCCGUUCUGAAGGUCCCUUCAGGAGAAGGCAGGUACAAGGUCUUCUCCACCUGUGGAUCCCACCUCCCAGGUGUGGCACUAUAUUAUGGGACUGCCAUCUCGGUGUACAUUCGCCCAUCAUCCACCUACUCAGUGACAAAGGACCGUGUGGUUACUGUCAUUUAUACUGUGGUGAUCCCCAUGCUGAAUCCUUUCAUCUAUAGCCUUAGGAACAGGGACAUGAAACAGGCCUUGAGAAAGCUGACUAGGAGGGCAGAGUAG
Messenger RNA from Choloepus didactylus (southern two-toed sloth), 930 nucleotides. RefSeq names its product olfactory receptor 1L6-like. Gene Ontology annotation, biological process: G protein-coupled receptor signaling pathway. Gene Ontology annotation, molecular function: olfactory receptor activity; G protein-coupled receptor activity. Gene Ontology annotation, cellular component: membrane. The coding region runs from base 1 to 930 and encodes 309 amino acids. The transcript has a single exon. Lineage: Eukaryota; Metazoa; Chordata; Mammalia; Pilosa; Megalonychidae. The record is from RefSeq and is a predicted model, not a curated record.